AUCUCCAUAGAGACCCGGUCCAGCUGAUUCGCAUCAGGAACCCGUGGGGACAGGUGGAGUGGACUGGACCCUGGAGUGAUGGGUCCAGUGAAUGGAAAUACGUCCGUCCCGACGAGAAGCUGAAGCUGGAUCAUGUUGCUGAGGACGGGGAGUUCUGGAUGUCCUAUUCAGACUUUAUGCGUCAGUUCUCCAAGCUGGAGAUCUGUAACCUGACUCCGGACACACUGACCAAUGACGAGGUGGGCCGCUGGAACCACUACCAGUACAAAGGCAUGUGGAGGGUAGGGUCUACCGCUGGAGGCUGCAGGAACCAUCCAGCCACGUUCUGCUCCAACCCCCAGUUUCUGGUGUGUCUGGAGGAUGUGGACGAUGACCCUCUGGAUGGUGUGGAUGGCUGCACUUUCCUGGUGGGCCUGAUGCAGAAAGACGGACGGCGCAACCGCCAGAUGGGGGAAGACCUCAGUGCCGUCGGGUUCGCCAUCUACGCGGUAUGUAUUACACCAAUGUUUCUUAAUUAG
This is a messenger RNA of Salvelinus sp. IW2-2015, 518 nucleotides long. RefSeq names its product calpain-2 catalytic subunit. Lineage: Eukaryota; Metazoa; Chordata; Actinopteri; Salmoniformes; Salmonidae. Gene Ontology annotation, molecular function: calcium-dependent cysteine-type endopeptidase activity. Gene Ontology annotation, cellular component: cytoplasm. Gene Ontology annotation, biological process: proteolysis. The record is from RefSeq and is a predicted model, not a curated record.